ACGUUUAAUAACGAUAACGGUCACUCGAAGAUUCAAAACUUCUAAAAACAUAUUUUUGUUGCAAUUUUAAUGAAAAACCGUAACAAAGUUUAUUAUAUUCUACGCAAAGUUGACACGUAAUAAAUUGGUGUUUAAAUGCGAUGGAGACGAUCGCGUUUAUCGCGGAUCUAAAAGCGAAAGGCUCGGAAAAUGGUGUGUGCGAUUUGGCCAAAACUUUCGAGGAAUACAAGGAUAUUGUGAAGAGUUUAAGCCCUAAAGACAAAGGCAACUUUUCUUUGAGUGUAUUGUGUAUGCUUAUCAGGAACUCAGAAACUGUUCCAAAAUGGAGUGAUAACGUCAACAUCAAAGAGUUGCUGAGUCUGAGCAUAGAGUGUGUGAGGCACACCCGCAGUCUGGACAAGGAGCAUCAAAUUAAGGCUCUUGGUUGCAUCUUUAGACUGCACAAGCAUAUUGUUACUAAGAAAUCACCGACACCUCCUGAAUUAGUCCUCAAACUAUCGUUCAUGCCGUUUGAAUAUGAUGACGAAUCCCUCCUCAACGAAUAUUACAAGACAUAUGGACAUAUUAUCAUAGAUCGGAUAACGUACAUAGAAAAAUUGAAGUCCACAAAGUUACCAAUAUCGAAGCUCCUACCAAAACUUAUUGAAGAUAUAACCAAAGUGAUAAAAAUCUAUGACACAGUACAAUUCUGUAUUAACAUGUUGACGUUUCUCGUGAAAAAGUUAACUUAUAUUUACAACGAAUCACCUGAGGAGCUCAACGAUUCAUUUGGAAAGAUAUUUGAUUCAAUAUCAAAGAAUGAUCUGAAAUUAUGCCAAAAAAUUGCUGACAAAGAUGCAUUAGAUUUAUAUGUAAAACUCAACGAAUGCCUGUACACUGUCACGGAGAACUCUUCGAAAAAUAAUUUCAAAAAUUCCAUUUUAAAUUCUGUGACGAGAGUGUGUGUUUCCCUACUUGGUCACAAGCCUGAUAUGUUCCAUUGUUUUCAAACUAUCUACUUGAACACUUUCUGCUGUAUCUUUAACGAUAAAACUAGUCCAAUACUUAUAGACAAUCUUUUGAAAAACUUGCUGACUUCAUGUGAAAUGACCGAGAAAUUGGGCUAUAAGAGCACUAUGUAUCUAACUUAUCCAUUUAUAAGUCAACUGAUGAGACUUUUUAUAGAACAUAAUAAGGCUAAUAUUAAUAACCAUGAAAAAUCUGAUAAUCUCAACGAAUCAAUACAGGAAAAUUGCCUUAAAUUAGUUUUAUUUUUGUUAGAAAAGUUAAAGAAAACCAAACAGUUGACAAAAUGCGAAAAUUGCACCAUCAAAACUGGUUUACACGAUGCAUUUCGGUUGAGCCUUUCCGUGAAACAUUUCAUAACGAUAUCAACGAAUAAAAAUAUUGAGUUGAAAAACAAUUUACCGAUAUACUUCAAGAUAGUUGAAGAACAGUAUUUGAUACUCGAUUCGUUACUAGCUUUAAGGUGUUCAAACCAUGAGCGUUGCUUUAAAUUACUACAAACCGAUGUCCACAAUACAGCAGUGAUACUAAACAAAUAUAUCUUUUAUGAACACUCAAUCAAACUAUUUGAGAUAUACUUGAAAAACGAAAUAAAAAGCAUGAAAAGUGACGCAGAAAUGAGAAAUAUAAGCCGUGCUUUAUACAAUAAGAGCAUAUGUGAAUUGGAUGCAAAGUUGUAUAAGACGUCGUUACUAAAUGCAUUCUUAAGUUUGGUCUUCUCGUUACCUGAGGGGUUGAAGUUGGAGAAGUACAUGAGUCUCGUGAUGGAUGUCAAAGCGAAAGCAUUGAAAAGCGAUGAUAAUUCUGACGAAACCAACGAAUUGCAAUCGUUGUCUAUUUUGCAAGCUUGUGAUUUACUAUACAAUGAUGAAGUGUAUGGAAAUUUGAAGAUGUUUUUGAAAAAUCUUAAAUUUAGCUCUCUGCUAAAACAUGAGUUCUCCAUGUAUGUGAAGUUAUGGGCCUCAAUCGUUCCUAUAUCUGGGGUUUGGAGGAGCCUGUUGGAUUUAACGAAGAACAAGUAUCAUUGGAUUAAAGCUGAAGAUAAAGAAGUAUUACUAUGGACUCUAUACGAAGUGGUGCUGGAAACACCCACCGUCGUGAGAAACAUUCACGACGAUUGCUACAAAACCAUCGUGACGGGACUCGUGACUAACUUCCAGAAUACACCGGAACUGUCAACCCGAGAGGAGUUAGUAUAUGGCACGAUACUGCUUCUGAAAUCUGAAUAUGACAUGGCCGAAGCCAGCCUUCAGCAUGGAUGGAAAGUUACUGAGCAUACUACAGACCCGGACAAAGACGAGACGAUAAGAACGAUGCAGCAAGAACAUAACGCCAUAGGUGCAGCGGUACAAGCCGUCGAGGUAUUCACUGAUGUGGUAUCCAAGUUCGAAUCUGGAAUCCUCCCAAACACAACCCUGAGUCACAUAGCACAGAUUAUGUGUGUGUCUGUGCAACAGUUAUUGCAUUUGCACAUGUUUGCACAUGGAUUACAACUUGCUUAUACAGGGUGUUGUAUAGCGGAUGGCGCGGGGGACAAAGAAUCAUACAUACUCCACGCGAGUGCGCUAAUCUACCACGCACAGGCAAACAAACAAAUUGAGUCGAUACUAAUCCGGGCUAUGAAGUAUGCGGCCGAGUUUAUAAGGAGCGGACAAAACCUGGAGGCAGCGCUAUGCUUAAUAUGCGAUGUUGCGAUAUACUACAUAAAAAGUGGGUCUGUAUAUAUGGCGAGCAAGUUAAUACAGUUCGUACAAGCUAAACUACUUGCUGAGUUUGAAACACUACCAGAUGCCAAUCUGGAACUGAGUCUAGGUCGCCUGAUGGAGGCUCAGGCGAUGCUCUGCCCGGACUCAGGCCUGAGCACGCUCAGCGCCGUCAACGCUCUGCCGAGGCACUAUCUAGCUGUUAGGAAUACUGCCACCCGUUACGCACUCCGGCGCAUGAUUUCUCUGUAUAUCAAAACCUGUAUAACGAGUCACGGGUGCGCGGGCGUGCGACUGUCGCGUCGCCUGGCGCUGUGGCGUCGCGCGUACUGCGCCGCCGCCGCCACGCUGCCGCCCGCCGGCGCGGCCGCCAGGGCGAGGGUGUACGCCGACAUCAUCAACACGCACGACACUGAUGCGCAGGUGAAAAUAGCACUCCAUUUAAAAUACAUCCUGAAAUCAGAUGUACUAACCGUUCCAGGGGAAACCAUUCAAAAUGAAUCCCUAAAACAGAAACAGGAACAAUUCCUUCCAAAACAAGACAACGUAGAAAUUAUGUUAGACAGCAUGUUCCAAAAAACACAAAUCAGCAACGAAGAAUCAAUAAUUUGUUCUAUCCCUGCUUUCAAAAGCCCAGACUUCUUCCAACAUGCGAAAACAUGCGCAUGCUAUGCAUGCAUGUCCCCCGCAUGCAUGAUAAUCGCAUGCCAGAUCAGCUAUUUAGAAGCAUCCACGUAUUUCCGUGCAAAAGAAAUCGAAAUAGCAAAAAACUAUUUCGACGGUGCAUUGAAAACUUUUGGCAACGCUGAAGAGAAAUUGAAAAACAUCUUCAGUACUUACAAAACCAAAAAAUUCAGUGAGUUAGUUAUUGAUACGACAAAAAGACUGAUUGAAGAUGAAUUCAAAACGGUGCAAUUGGAAUUUUUAAUUGAAUUGUCAUUUUUCGAGUUAUCUCGAAUCGAACUCGAAAAAUGCGACGAGCAUGUGGUUUCUAUACACGAAAUUUUGUCUGAAUUCAAAAAUGUCGAUCCUUAUUUGAAAAAUGAGGUGGCGAAUUUAAUGAUAGCGGCUGCUAAUGUGAGGAAAACUAAAGUCAUUCAAGAAACAGGUCUAGAAAUUGAUAUGGAAGAACUGAAAUUAAGUCCAGAUAAGCUAAAGACGCCAGAAACUAAAACGAAAAUGCCAGUAAUAUGCCACACAGUCAAAGUUGUUAAGAGCGAAGAAUUGCACAAUCUGGCAAAAGCAAUUCGAUUUAAACUGGACUUUGAUGCAGCAAACGAAAUAGAGAAUACUGAAAUCCAAGAAAGAAACACAGAAAAGAAACAGAAACAGUCAAAAUUCAAAGUACCAGUACCAGUUACUUCGAAACCCUUACUAGAAAAUUUGACACCCCGACCAAGUCGAGUGAAACCCAAAAUAAUUAUAACCCAACAAAGUCAAACCGAUACUGAAAUUAGUACCCCAAAAACCGAGCCAAAUUUCGAAUUCUUCACCCCCUGUCAAUCGACACCUGCGAAAUUUUUCACACCAAUGUCAAAUGUAAAAACAUAUUCCAAAAAACGUAACUUGGUUGUGAAGAAUUUGGAAAAUGAAUUUUCAACACCCAAAGGCAAAGUGGAGUUAGAUUCCAAAUCUGUUCAACACACACCUAUUAAAGACUUGAAAUCUGUUGAAGACGACUUGAAACCUGUUAAAGACGACUUGACACCUUUUAAAGACGACUUGAAACCUGUCAAAGACGACUUGAAACCUGUCAAAGACGACUUGAAACCUGUUAAAGAAGACUUAGGACUUGAAAAUGACUUGAGAGCUAUCAAAGAUGGCGUAAGACCUAAAAGUGCACCUGCUAAGGAAGAUUCUAGAGUUAAAAAGGAAGAUUCAGGACGAAGGACAAGGUCAAGAGUUGAAAUGGGGUCAAUAAAGUGUCUAUCUGAUAAGAGAGCCCUCAAACGCGCCACAAGUCCGGGAAAAUUGGUUGAUGAAACCAAACCAGUUUCUCGUACUAGAAGAGUUAAACAGCCUGGAUUUGAGUAGGUUCAGAAAUAAAUUUGUCCGUACAAAAGUCUCAAUUUCAUUCAUAUGCUAUAGAUUAUGAGCUCUUUUUAGGGUAGCCAAAUGGCAAAAAACGAAACCCUUAUAGAUUCGUCAUGUCUGUCUGUCUGUCUGUCUGUCCGUCCGUAUGUCACAGCCCUUUUUUUUGGGGGUUUUCUGGGGUUCCAAUGGAACCCUAUUCUAACCCUCCUGUCCGUCUGUCUGUGUGUCAGCAAGCUGUAUCUUGUGAACCGUAACAGGCAGUUGAAAUUUUCACAGAAUAUUUAUUUCUAUUGCCGCUAUAACAACAGAUAAUAAAAAAAAUUAUAUGGCCGCCUAGAAAAUUAAAAAGUUAGUUUUAUUUUCUUGUAGGAUGUUACGGAACCCUUCGUGUGUAAGUGCGACUGACACUUGACCGGUGUUAUACUACUGUGAUCAACUUUCAAAACGAUUGACUUGACUUGUUUAUUUUUAACCCCCGACCCAAAAAGAGGGGUGUUAUAAGUUUGACGUGU
Molecule: messenger RNA, 5254 nt
Organism: Maniola jurtina (meadow brown)
Lineage: Eukaryota; Metazoa; Arthropoda; Insecta; Lepidoptera; Nymphalidae
Exons: 13
Coding region: 141-4742 (1533 amino acids)
Source: RefSeq, a predicted model, not a curated record